Diatraea saccharalis (sugarcane borer) is the source of this 1155-nucleotide messenger RNA. NCBI's taxonomy places the organism in Eukaryota, Metazoa, Arthropoda, Insecta, Lepidoptera, Crambidae. The record is from the annotation of a GenBank genome assembly.
AUGCAUAUAACAUCGGGUCUUUCGCCGGCGUCCGGUGAGAUGCUGGAUACUUCUGCCAUCGACUUCUACGGAGAUGCAGGAGAUCAGUGCGGCGUCACGUACUUCGCGGUCGACCAUACCGUACCAGAAUCAUCGCACACCGUUGAAAUCGAAUAUGUAUACGAGCAACCGGAGAUUUACACUCGAAAUGAUACCGCUAUGGACACUAGUAUAUUACCAGAGGACACAUCAACCACGAAACAAGUAUCCGAAGACCAUGAUAGAAUAGAUAAAAAAAUUAAAACUAAACAGAAACCGGAAAAGAAUCCUGUCGAAGACAACGAGACAGAUUUGACUAAUUUAACAUGGCUUCAAAAUAUAACGAACAUAAUGUCAGUACCUCAGUUUCCUAUAUUACCGAUGUCACCAAAUCCACCGGUAAAAGUGCCGCCACAGAAUACGAGACUCCAGAAGUUUAACCAAACUAUCGCGAAGUGCCAGAAGGACUUCACCGAAAAUAAAGAAGAGUACCUGACAAACAGUGAGAAGAAACCACCAUACUCCUACAGCACGCUCAUUUGCAUGGCGAUGAGAUACAACAACGAUAAGAUGACUCUUUCUGCGAUAUAUUCCUGGAUAAGGGACAAUUUCAAGUACUACAGAAACGCUGAUCCCACCUGGCAGAACUCAAUCAGACAUAACUUAUCACUAAAUAAAGUAUUUGUGAAAGAGGCCCGAUCGAAACAUGAACCAGGCAAAGGGGGAUUUUGGAAACUAGAUUUGGCUCAUCUAGAAGGUACUAAACGUAUAUCCAACAGACCGCAGAAGAAAAAUAAAAGUAACGCUGCAGCAGAGGUUAAAGAAAGUCACAGUGAAGACAAAGUAGCUGUAGCUAAUAUACCUCAAGUGAAACCUAUUGAAAUAAUCGACAGUAUGACGACUAAUAUUGAUAAUUCUGUGACAUUGCAUCUCCCUGAUUUUAACAUAAGCGGUCUACAAUCUAUAUCGGGACUGGAAAUGGAAACUAAUAUAGGAGCUAAUGUGAUAGUGGAGCCUGUAGCGCCACCCCCGCUUAUACCAGAGGACGAUUUGUCGUCACUACUUCUCAACCCAACGGAUUGGGACGAUCUUCAGUUGGACAUGCUGGACAACUACCUGGAUUCGUGUUUCAAGUAA